UUCCACCGCCGCGUCGCGCCCUGGUGAAGGGAUCAUGAAGGUGAAGGUGAUUUCUGUCCUGGAGGACAACUACAUGUACCUGGUCAUCGAGGAGAGCACCCGGGAUGCCAUCGCGGUGGACGCCGCCGUCCCCAAAAGGUUGCUGGAGAUCAUCAGGAAGGAGGAGGUGGUGCUCAGAGCGGUCCUCACCACCCACCACCACUGGGACCAUGCGAGGGGCAACGAGGAGCUGGCGAGGCUGUGCCCCGGCCUGCGGGUGUACGGUGCCGACGAGAGGAUCGGGGCCCUGACCCACAAGGUGACCCACGAGCAGGAGCUGACGUUUGGGGCCAUCCGGGUGAGGUGCCUCUUCACCCCCUGCCACACCUCGGGCCACAUGUGCUACUUCAUGUGGGAGGACGGCUCUCCAGACGCUCCAGCUCUCUUCUCAGGUGACACUCUGUUUGUGGGAGGCUGCGGGAAGUUCUACGAGGGGACAGCGGAGCAGAUGUACACCAACCUCACCCAAAUCCUGGGGGCUUUGCCGAAGGAGACGAAGGUGUUCUGUGGCCACGAAUGCACCGUCCGAAACCUCAAAUUCGCCUUAAAAGUGGAACCGGAGAAUGAAAUAGUGAAGAAGAAACUCGCCUGGGCCAAACAGCGGGAUGAUGAGGACUUGCCCACGGUGCCCUCCACGCUGCAGGAGGAGUUCCUCUACAACCCCUUCCUGCGGGUCACGGAGGAGCCCUUGCAGAAGUUCACGGGCAAGACAGACCCGGUGGAGGUGCUGAGGACCCUCCGCACCGAGAAGGAUAACUUCAAGAAGCCCAAGGAGCGGCCCAAUCCCCAGGCCAUGCUCGCGUUCGACUGGGGACUUUUCAGCCCCUUCCUCGAGAAGAAGUGAUCAUCCAUGGUGGUGGCUCCCAAAGCUCAGCGUCCCCAUCGUGGCGGGGGCUUCCUCCCAGGGCUGUGUCCGUCUGGCUCUGACUUACUCCCAAAAGACUCAGAGGUUGGGAACUGGUUUCUGCCUUUAACCUGCUCGUCUGAGGCUGCUCUGCUUCGCUCCCUCCAGCGCCGUGCCCGGUUCCCCUGGUCAACAGGAGCUUUGCUGAGCUCAGCCAGGCAGGUAAAUCUGCAGGAUCCUCCAAAACAUGUUGGAUGUUUUGGAGAGGACACUCCCAACGUUGGGGUUGGUGGGUGCGGGAGCUGCCGCCCGUCCUGCAACCCUUUUCCUGCGGGAGGGAGCCAAGGCAGAGCCUGGGGAAGGUGGGGAUGCUCAGGGGAUGGGGGGCUGUACCCCAUGGAGCAGCUGGCACCCUGCAGCCCGGCCACACCUGGGGCUGCAUCGGGACGAGGAGCAGGGACUUGGAUGCACAAGAGGAAGCCGAGAAGAGAAUUGGCAUUUUCACCGGCGUUGGGCGGUACCUACUUGACUCCAGACCUGGGCUAAUAGAAACCCUCAUUACAGUGGGGUUCGGGUAUUGUUUUUUCCCCUUUUCCCCCUAUUUUUAAUGGUAGGCCAACACAGAAAAAUCACGUAGGGAUUUGUAAUGCAAUUGCUGACUGAUGGGAGCCAUCCAAACUGCUUACACCACGCAGGCGAUGGACGAACGUGUCCCCUCACCUGCUGCCUUUGUAAAAUACUUUCAAGGUGUGACAGUUUUCAGGCAGCAAACACCAAUGUGCUGUUGGGCAUCUAUUGCUGCUGCUUUUUUUUUUCUUCCCCUCGAUAGAAAACUGGAAAACUUGGCUGAAACUUCCCUUUUUGUUGCCUUUUCUUUAGAAGAGCUGGGGAGCAACUGGGGCUUGUCAGCCUCUUCAGCCUUCAGUUGGUGCAAAACCAGUACUGUAUUUUAAUUUAAGUCUGAGAAAUGUGCAAAUCAUUUAUUGGCAGGUGGUGGGGAAGUGCAUUGCAAAACCAGUAAAGUCCUUUUCUUUUUUUUUUGAGAGAACAUAGGGCUUGAUGGUAGCGCUGUAAAAUAGCUGUGAAAAUCCCUCCGAAGGGUCUGGGCUUGGGCCGGUUGCUCCAUGUGGGACAAUCACACGUCUCUGGUUUCUUCUUCACCUCAGGGUGUGUGAUUGCCUUGGUGUUGCUGAGUUCUGUGCAGUUCCAGUGAAAACACAGCGCAGCAGAGGGGUUGGGCCCAUAAUCCUGUCCCGUGUGGUGUCAUUUUAAAGCGUCGAUUAUGAAUUUUGUAGCUCCUGACACUGGAAUAGAGUUGACUUCAGGAUCUUUCACGUGUGGACUGUGAACUGCACCCAUUGCCACUGACGCCUGGAUUUUGCCUGUUUCUUCCCUUGCUGGGAAUAGAUUACGAUUUUCCUUUUUUUCCCUUUUCUUAGUUAUAGUGUUUAGAAUUUGUUAGAAUUUACUCUCCCCCACAGGGGGGGGGGAUAAGAAUGAAUCCUGCUGCACGAGUUCUCUCGGUACUAUUGCCUUGAAGUUACUCAGUUUAAAUGUAAUGGUACAGUUUGUCCACGUUACCUGGGUGUUCCUCUGGAAUUUUAUUUACACUGGGAGCAGAGAUGCACCCAUGUGUGUUUGGGGAGGGUUCCUGAACCAGCAGUGAGUCUGCUCACACUGACAGCAGCUGAAAGGCUGGGAGGACUUCAAGCUGGUUUUGAUAUCACAGCAAGAACAGACACCCAGGAGUGGCUGUAGGAGCUGAGGUCUCGGGGUGUUCCUAGUGGAGAGCCCUUUGGUGGCUUUAGCAGGGUACAUGUUGGUAACCCACCCCCCCAAAGUGGGUUAAUUAAAUCUACAUUUAAUUUAGCUUUAUUUAUUUGUGCGCUUCUGGCCUGAUGUGCAUGUUGUCAAUGGAAACAGAAUGGGUUUCUCUUGCACUGAUCUUCAUGGUCUCAGCACUUCACUUGGCCUGAUGUGGUGUCAGCUGCAGUGUCUCUUGCUGUAGAUGAAAACGCACAACCCUGUGUGACACACGUCUGUGCAGGGGAAAGGGCAGUGGCUGCAACUACCCACCUCCUUGUAAAACCAAGAGGGUGGGGAGGGGGAAGCUGUGGGAGAUUCUUGCCUUAUGAACACUGUGAAUUCACUAAUUGGUCAGCAACACCUGAAAAAUGUAAAGCUUUUAAUUAAAACCAUUUAAAAAAAAAAAGUCUUUUAUGCUGUUGGUUUACUUUUAAGGAAGAGUGGAGGAGGCUUUGAGAAGGACAGGGGCAAGUACUGCCAGAGCAGCCGUCACAAGAGGCAGCUCAAGGUCUGAGAGCUUUGCUUGUGACAGCCCUGGGCUCAGGGGGGGGCAGUAACUGGGUGGGAGGUGUCUUUGAUGAGGGUCUGGGCAAGGUUUCAGUCUGGGCUGGAUGCUGUAACCACCUCCAUCUGUGUUUGCUCUGAAGGACAAAGCCAUGUGCCAGUUUUGUUUUCAGUUCUCCUCCACUUAACGCUACUUUCUGCACAGUCCUUCCUCCUCCCACAGCGGGAACUGGAAAAAGGA
Calidris pugnax (ruff) is the source of this 3434-nucleotide messenger RNA. RefSeq names its product hydroxyacylglutathione hydrolase-like protein. Lineage: Eukaryota; Metazoa; Chordata; Aves; Charadriiformes; Scolopacidae. The record is from RefSeq and is a predicted model, not a curated record. The transcript has 8 exons. Bases 35 to 883 code for a protein of 282 amino acids. Gene Ontology annotation, molecular function: hydroxyacylglutathione hydrolase activity.